Magnolia sinica is the source of this 1135-nucleotide messenger RNA. RefSeq lists its product as uncharacterized. The record is from RefSeq and is a predicted model, not a curated record. Gene Ontology annotation, molecular function: ATP binding; protein kinase activity. Lineage: Eukaryota; Viridiplantae; Streptophyta; Magnoliopsida; Magnoliales; Magnoliaceae. The coding region runs from base 1 to 1023 and encodes 340 amino acids. Gene Ontology annotation, biological process: protein phosphorylation. The transcript has 4 exons.
AUGGCUGCCUCUUUCUCUUUUGCUCAUGACUUCCAACAAACAGAUCCGAUGGUCGUGAUGGACACCCUUGUCGACAAGUGCAUUGACAAAACUGUCUUCCAGUCACACCCCUAUGGUUCCCAUGGUGGCGUUUUGAAGUUGGACUGGGAGACUCGAAUGAUAAUAACUCUGGAAGUAGCCAGAGGUCUGGAAUACCUACAUGAACAUGUCAGCCCCCCUCCGAUUCAUAGAGAUUUCAAGAGCAGCAACAUCCUCUUGGACAAGAACUUCCAUUCACACACGUGUGCCGAUCUUGGCGGGACGCUGCGAUCUACCCCGGACUCUGUCCAUCUCACCCUCCUUCAGAACUUCCUGGACCUCUUCAUCAGAGAUGCUGGACCACUCGAUCUCAAGACGCUGAAUUCGAUGUCGAUCCACGUGUUGGAACGUAGCGGAACGAGGGCAAGGUCGAUUUGCAUCGAUUCGAUUGCCAGUGACCAGAUGAUCGACACGAUCGCCGCCAGGUCCCCAUCAAUCGAAUCCCUCUCUCUCCGCAACUGUUACAGCAUAUCGAGCAUCAAGUUCAGCAAGCUGAUCCUGACUUGCAAGAACUUGAAAUUCAUUGACAUCAGCUCAUGCAACAUCACAACCGCAAAAACAAUUGAAGAAAUCGGCGAAAACUGUCGAAGCAUAGUGGGCCUCAAUUUGGCUCAUUUGCAAGUGACUGAAGAAAUGUUGAUAGCUAUCGGAAAAUUCAUGCCAAAGCUCAAGUGGCUCAAUCUUAAUAACACACCGAUCACGAACAAUAGCUUAUGUAGCAUUCUACAUUCUUGCAAUGAAUUGCAAUACUUAAGUGCCAUGUGGUGCCCGCGGCUCGACCUAAACAAGGAGAUCAUGGACAUGGCCAUCAAUAUUGCCGAGUUCAAAUGCGACCAAACGCUCGAUGAUCACUUUGAAUUCAACGUUUCAUAUCUUGAUAAAUGGCUUCUUCAUUGGUUUCCUAAGUCAUGUAUGUUUUUUCUUACGGAUUUAUACAACAUAUAACACAUGUACUAUACAUCUACUUUCUCUGUUUGAUGGUACAAAAUGUUCUAUGCAUGAAGAGAAAUCUCGAUCUCGGCAAGUUCUUGGAAGAUUUUCAUAUUUUUGAGGUUUU